AGAUUUAAUUCAGUCUAAAAUGGCGCCGCUGCUGCUUUGGAUGCUUUAAUCUGAAGAUUGUGAACUGAAUUCUUCAUCUUCAUCGCAGUUCAUCUCGUAUGCGGAGAAAUUGAUUUAAAAAAAUGGCGAUAUUCUUAUGUGCAACUACUUUACCAUCAUCAACUAAUCUUUUCGGCAAGAUUUCAUGUAGAGCUACAUCUGAAUUCAACUCGUUAUCUGUCCGACGUCCUUUUACAAGAACUUGUAGAAAUAGCGAUAAAAGAGUUGCAUUCGCAGCUCUAUCUGUAAAAUGUGUUCGUUCUGUAGUUCGGAAAACAGAUACAAGUUCCAGGAAAAGCGUGAGAAAGCUGAUUUUGAGCGAAGGAAGAGAUGAUGAUGAGAAACACGGGAUUAUAUGUCCUGGCUGUGGAGUUUUUAUGCAAGACGAGGAUCCGGAUCUUCCUGGAUAUUUCAUGAACAGAAAGGUUGAAACCGAAGAAUUAUCAGCGGAUGAGGAUGAUGUCGAUGAUUAUGAGCUUGAACUCGAAGAAGAAGAAGAAGAAGAAAGUGCUAUAUCUGUUGCUGAAAUAGAAAACAGCGACAAUUUAGAAGAAAUUGAAGAUGAAUAUGAAGAAGAAGAAGAGGAUGAUGUUAACAACUCCGAGGAUGAUGCAAACUCUGAUAAUGAUGAUGAUGAUAAAGAAGAGAUUGAUUGGGAUACGGAUGAUUGGGAAUCGAAAUUUGAAGACAGUGACAAUGAUUCUGAAUUCGACGGUUUUGCUCCUGCAACAGUUGGAUAUGGUAACAUAACAGAAGAGGUUAUUGAAAAGCAAAAGAAGAUAAAAGUGUCGAAAUCAGAGAAGAAGAGGCUGAUUAGGGAAUCACAUUCUCAACGCGACAAAGAAGAGCUGACAGUUUGCGCUCGAUGCCACUCAUUGAGAAACUAUGGACAAGUCAAGAAUCAAGCAACGGAGAAUCUGAUUCCCGAUUUUGAUUUUGAUCAGCUCAUCACAACUAGACUAAUGAAACCAACUGGAAUUGCAGAUGCUAUAGUAGUAGUCAUGGUUGUUGAUUGUGUUGAUUUCGAUGGUUCAUUCCCCAAAAGAGCUGCGAAGUCAUUGUUUAAAGCAUUGGAAGGAGCUAAAGAAGGUCAUAAGCUUACGAAAAGAUUACCUAAACUUGUUCUUGUUGCUACAAAGGUGGAUCUUUUACCAUCGCAAAUUUCCCCUUCUAGGUUAGACAGUUGGGUGAGACAUCGAGCUAAGGCAGCAGGAGCACCUAAGCUUAGUGCGGUUUAUAUGGUUAGUUCUCGAAAAGAUUUAGGUGUUAGAAAUUUGUUGACUUACAUUAAGGAAUUGGCUGGUCCUAGAGGUAAUGUGUGGGUGAUUGGUGCUCAAAAUGCUGGUAAAUCUACGUUAAUUAACGCGUUUGCUAAGAAAGAAGGGAAGAAUAUUACAAAGUUAACGGAAGCUGCUGUUCCUGGUACAACACUUGGGAUAUUGAGAAUUGGAGGGAUUUUGUCGGCUAAGGCUAAGAUGUAUGAUACUCCCGGGCUACUUCAUCCUUAUUUAAUGACGAUGAGAUUGAAUAGGGAAGAACAGAAGUUGGUUGAAAUACGAAAGGAGCUGCAGCCUCGAACUUUCAGGAUAAAGGCAGCUCACACUAUCCAUGUAGGAAGCUUGGUAAGAUUAGACCUUGAUAGUGCUUCUGUAGAUACCAUCUAUGUCACGAUUUGGGCAUCACCAAAUGUGUCUCUUCAUCUCGGAAAGUUGGAAAAUGCUGAUGAAUUCUUGAUUAAGCAUGCGGGUAUCAGGUUACAGCCCGUUGUCGGUUCGGAGCGACAUUCAGAACUGGGGAAAUGGAAAGAGAAGGAGAUAAAAGUGAAGGGAACGAGUUGGGAUGUGAAUAGCUGCGAUAUUGCAAUAGCUGGAUUGGGUUGGUUCUCGAUAGGUCUUAAAGGUGAAGCGAGUUUGAGACUUUGGAUUUACGAUGGUGUUGAGGUUAUAAUGCGAGAGCCUCUUGUACUUGAUCGAGCUUCUUUUCUCGAAAGACCCGGUUUUUGGUUACCUAAAGCAGUAUCUGAUGCUCUUGGGAAUCAAACUAGACUUGAUGCCCAGAAAAGAAAAUUGCUUGAAGAAGAAGAAGAAUAGGGUACUAUUUCCAACUGAUGUUCUUAAUUGAGUUCUUUUUGUUUAUUUACAGAUGACAGUAAGUUAUUGAGGUUUUUAUUUUAUAAAAUGCUGAAAUUGAAAACUA
Molecule: messenger RNA, 2235 nt
Organism: Impatiens glandulifera
Lineage: Eukaryota; Viridiplantae; Streptophyta; Magnoliopsida; Ericales; Balsaminaceae
Product: GTP-binding protein BRASSINAZOLE INSENSITIVE PALE GREEN 2, chloroplastic
Exons: 4
Coding region: 123-2129 (668 amino acids)
Biological process (GO): brassinosteroid mediated signaling pathway; chloroplast rRNA processing
Cellular component (GO): chloroplast stroma; mitochondrion
Molecular function (GO): GTP binding
Source: RefSeq, a predicted model, not a curated record